This is a messenger RNA of Carassius gibelio (silver crucian carp), 796 nucleotides long. RefSeq names its product cysteine-rich venom protein ENH1. The coding region runs from base 146 to 703 and encodes 185 amino acids. Gene Ontology annotation, cellular component: extracellular region. The transcript has 6 exons. NCBI's taxonomy places the organism in Eukaryota, Metazoa, Chordata, Actinopteri, Cypriniformes, Cyprinidae. The record is from RefSeq and is a predicted model, not a curated record.
AAUAUGCAUAAUCUGAAAAUGCUUCAUUCUGAUUGUUUUGCUUUUGACUCUCACAGGCGUCUGUACAGACCUGACUUCAGUUCAGCAGGAGAUCGUGGAUCUACACAACGCCUACCGAAGGACUGUGAAGCCGCCUGCCAGCAACAUGCUGAAAAUGCGUUGGAGCGAUGCAGUGGCAGAGUCAGCUCAAGGCUGGAUUGAUCAGUGUAACAUGACACAUGGACCACCGAGCAGCCGUCUGAUUGACGGAUAUGAAAUGGGUGAAAAUCUCUUCAAGGGCUCUGCGCUUUAUUCAUGGACUGAUGUGAUAAAUGCCUGGCACAGCGAAGUCAACAAUUAUGAAUAUCCCACCGGAUCCACCAACGGUCAGCCGACUGGACAUUACACACAGGUGGUGUGGUACAGCUCGUAUGAGGUCGGUUGUGCCGUGGCUAAGUGUGGAAGCUCCUACUUCUACGGAUGCCAUUACUACAGAGCAGGGAAUUUCAGAGGAGUCCCACCGUACUCGCUGGGUGAUCCAUGUGCUGCCUGUCCGGACCACUGUGAAGACGAUCUGUGCACUAAUCCCUGUCCGUACGUCAACACGGUCACCAAUUGCGAUGAACUGAAAGAGAUGGCCACUUGUGACCACUCCCUGGUGAGCCAGUGGUGUCCAGCCAGUUGUCAAUGUGAAGACAAAAUCAUCCCCAUUGCGAGGAAAUGAAAUCUACCAUGACCAUAUAUCAAAUGAAGCACAGGCUUUUUUGGAGAGUUGAUGCACAUCUUACCUAUAAUGUGAAAUAUAUAUUCUAACUUC